Messenger RNA from Engraulis encrasicolus (European anchovy), 4154 nucleotides. RefSeq names its product SID1 transmembrane family, member 2 (gene sidt2). NCBI's taxonomy places the organism in Eukaryota, Metazoa, Chordata, Actinopteri, Clupeiformes, Engraulidae. Gene Ontology annotation, molecular function: RNA transmembrane transporter activity; double-stranded RNA binding. The coding region runs from base 705 to 3266 and encodes 853 amino acids. The record is from RefSeq and is a predicted model, not a curated record. Gene Ontology annotation, cellular component: lysosome; plasma membrane. Gene Ontology annotation, biological process: RNA transport. The transcript has 27 exons.
CCGACAACAAGCUAUGACACCCAGGCUAUGAUGAAAACACACUUCUGACUGCACGUCGAUGACCAACGAAUAUAGCCUACUUUACGUCGACGUAAGCCUCGCCGUGAAUCAGGAGAACAACAACAGCCCGAAAUCAACCUGUUAACGUUGAUUAGAGAAGAUUGUCAAUGCUGUAAGAGAAUUAUCAAAUUGCUACAUGUCAAGGAUGGAUGGUGAAUAGACAAUCAGAAGUUAACUGCCUUUACAUUUUUGGUCGUAUCCAGAUUGGGAUGUGUUUCAGGGAGGACCCGAUACAUGGAAGUGAAACAACGACUAGCCUGCUAUUAUAGCUAACGUGUAAGUUAACGUGUAAAUAGCCUUUUGAGGAACCAUCUGUGGUUAGAUUUCUUCGACUCGCAUGUCACUGUAAGCAAUAGCAGUUAAUAUCAGUCGUCUGUGGUAUAUUUGCGAUGAUUUCCUAUUGGUUUGUUCAUCUGGCAUAUCCAGGCAACUUAUUAUAGUCUUUAUAUGCAUGGUCAUUUGUGAUCAUUUGAGGAUAACUGUCGAUAGCGGAUAUAUAGGUUACCACCAGUGAUUAGUGUAGUGUUCGCGUGGGUUUAUCGUUUAUUCUUGUCAUGCUAGUUGUGUGACCUUUUGUACAUUUUAAUUUGUAUGCAAAAGGAUACUUUUGUCUGCGGCUGUUGAUGUAGCACGGGGGUUGUUCGAUGGUGAUGCUGAUUUGGUGGAAAUCUCGACAUAAGCCAUCCCUUGGCUGUAUGUCAAUGUGUUUUAGAUUGAGUUUAGUAUCACGGCCAUUGUUUCCACUAUUACUGUUUACAUUAGUCUUAAACGUACGCUGUAAUGACAUAACGGCAGCAACAAACAGAAUAUUACAAAAAGAAGCACAAUUUGACUUUACCUACAACGAUGAAGUCAACAACGACAACCAAACCAUCUAUGCUUUCAACCACACGGUGUCUCGGAACAAGACCGAAGGAGUCAGAGUAUGGGUAAAUCUGUUGACGGAGAAUACCAAGAAUCCCAUCCUGUUUGUUGUGAGGCAAAAACAGGCUGUGUUGUCAUUUCAAGUCCCCCUCAUCCUUCGUGGUUUAUACCAAAGGAAAUAUCAGUACACCCAACUGGGACGCACCUUGUGUCAGCCACCUACACAUGCCAUAGCAGAGACACAGUACUUCUAUGUGGACGUGUCAACACUUUCCAGUACUGGAAUCAACUAUCAGCUGAGAGUCAGUCGUGUGGAAAGUUUCACACUCCAGACUGAAGUGAAGUUUACCUUCACUGCCACCCCAUCCCAACCUCAGUAUUUCAAGUAUGAUUUUCCUGAUGGUGUGGACUCUGUGGUCGUAAAGGUCAACUCCCAAACAAACUUCCCAUGUUCCGUCAUGUCCAUUCAGGACAUUCAAUGUCCAGUCUAUGAUCUAGACAACAACGUUGCCUUCAUUGGGAUGUACCAGACAAUGACCAAGACGGCUGCUAUUACAGUACAGAGAAAAGAGUUCCCUAGCAACAGCUUCUAUGUGGUUGUUGUGGUGAAGACUGAAGAUGAGGCCUGUGGGGGUCCUCUGAAAUAUUACCCACUACUGCCAGACCAAUUAAUGGACCCUGGAAAUAGGAGCAAGACCCUUGAUGUGGUUGUUUCCCCUGCAAUUAAUUUGGACGUGUAUGUGAUGGGCAUGGUCUUCUGCAUGGGUAUCUUCCUGUCCUUCUAUGUGCUCACCUUCCUGGUGGCCUGUGUGGAGAGUAAGAGGAAAAAGGGUCACCCCAAUCCUGCGGACAUGUCACCUGCAGAGACAGCCUCUCUGUUGGGAAAGAGCCUGGUCACACCUUCCCCUUACGAGUACGGUUCUGUCGCAGACAACGCUAGCUCCUUCAGUUCAGAGGCCAUCACAGAUAGCAUUGCAUCGGCUGAAGUCCACUAUGGAUACAUGGAGCGCUCUAUGGAGAGUGUAGGCUGCAGCCGACGAGACUCUCUCAGCUCCGUGGAGGAAGACGAUUACGACACGUUAGCUGAUAUAGACUCAGAUAAGAACAUUGUCCGCACCAAGAAAUACCUCUGUGUUUCGGAUCUGGCACGCAAAGAUAAGAGGAUCCUCAGCAAAAAAUACCAGAUCUAUUUCUGGAACAUUGCCACCAUUGCUGUGUUCUACGCCCUCCCUGUCAUCCAACUGGUCAUCACCUAUCAAACGGUUGUGAACGUGACAGGAAACCAAGACAUCUGCUACUACAACUUCCUCUGUGCUCACCCCCUGGGAGCGCUCAGCUCCUUCAACAACAUCCUGAGUAACCUUGGUUACGUGAUGCUGGGCCUGCUCUUCCUGCUCAUUGUGCUGCAUAGAGACAUUGCCCACAACCGAGCCCUUGUACGCAACGACCUUGCUGCUCUGGAGUGUGGGAUCCCCAAGCACUUUGGUCUGUUCUAUGCCAUGGGUACUGCUCUGAUGAUGGAGGGGCUGCUCAGUGCCUGCUACCACGUCUGCCCCAACUACACCAACUUCCAGUUCGACACCUCUUUUAUGUAUAUGAUUGCUGGACUGUGUAUGCUGAAACUGUACCAGAAGAGGCAUCCAGACAUCAAUGCCAGUGCUUACACUGCCUACGCCUGCCUCGCGGCAGUCAUCUUCUUCUCUGUGCUGGGCGUGGUGUUUGGAAAAGGGAACACUGUGUUCUGGAUCGUCUUCUCUGUGAUCCACAUCCUGGCCACGCUGCUACUGAGCACUCAGCUCUACUACAUGGGCCGCUGGCGCUUUGAUUCUGGAGUUUUCCGUCGGGUUGUCAAUACCCUCUACACAGACUGUAUACGAACCUGCAGUGGGCCCAUGUACAUUGACCGGAUGGUGUUGCUUGUUAUGGGAAAUAUCGUUAACUGGUCCUUGGCUGGCUAUGGUCUGACUGAGAUGCCCAGUGACUUCGCCUCAUAUCUGCUGGCCAUUGCUAUCUGCAACCUGCUGCUCUAUUUUGCCUUUUACAUCAUCAUGAAGUUGCGCAGUGGAGAGCGUAUCCAGUGCUUUGCCCUGGUGUGUAUCCUCUUCACAGCAGUGGUCUGGGGCUUUGCUCUCUACUUCUUCUUUCAAGGACUUAGCACAUGGCAGAAAACGCCGGCUGAGUCUCGCGAGCACAACCGAGACUGCAUCCUGCUCACCUUCUUUGACGACCACGACAUCUGGCAUUUCCUCUCCUCCAUCGCCAUGUUUGGCUCCUUCCUGGUCCUCUUAACCAUGGACGACGACCUGGACAAUGUACAGCGAGACAAGAUCUUUGUCUUCUAAAUCUGGUGUUCUCCCCCCACCUUGAGAAAUCUGUCCAUCUGUCCACCCCUCCGUCUGUCCGUCCGUCCCAAUCUGUCUUUUGCAUGGGUGCACAACAUAAACGGGAUGAAUAGGGAUGCCACCAAAUGCUGGGUGUUGUUCUGUGAAACUUGCUGGUAGACAAUGGGCACAACAUAAUGCAAUUCUGUUGAGUGGCUGGCCGUCGGGUUCAUUUGCCAGUAGGCUGGUAAAAGGUUCAGUAGUUUCCACUACCUGGUGCACAACACAGACGACCAUGGGAUGCAAAUUGUUACUACAUUUUCAGCCAUCCCCUGUUUGAGGAGAUUCUAAUUCACCCAUUUCACGUUGCCCAGAGGCAUUAGCAGUACGCAAUGGGACUUAUUCAUUGAGCUUGAAAAACUAGUUAUAGGUCAGCCAUCUCUUCUGUGCCAGAGGCGGCAAGAUGGUCUGUGUGCCAAUCUGAUACAUCGUGAUCAUCACUGCUCUGCUCAUGUAAAAUCAUGCCAUCAUCAACACUACUGUCAUCGCUGUCUUUUAAAAAUGCUGAUGGAAAGGAUAAUCGGGAUGAUUUUGUUUAGUUUUUGACUUUUUUUGUUUUUAUAAAUGUGUGUUUGUGAUUUCAGAGGGAAAAAUAAUGUGUCUUGCCAAAUCAGUGGCCUUUAAUGUUUCGAGUCUUUUCCUGUGGUCAAGCUCCAAUACUGUACUUUUGCUGAACUGAUUUUACAUGUACCGAUCGAUCAUGAACAUGCUUGUGAUGAUGAGCGCUGUUGCACUAUUAUGUAUGAAAAAAGAGAGAAAAAUAUCCACAUUUAACGGGAUAUUGUAUCAUGUUUUGUGUAAAAAAAUAUUAUGUUCGAAAUACGGUUUUACAAUAAAAUGAUUAACAUA